Messenger RNA from Pseudo-nitzschia multistriata, 1254 nucleotides. The record is from the annotation of a GenBank genome assembly. Lineage: Eukaryota; Bacillariophyta; Bacillariophyceae; Bacillariales; Bacillariaceae.
CGUUACUAUUACCGGUGCAACUGMAUAGCAAGAAUCAGGUUCUCGACCGAUAUAUCACCACCAUGGAAUCUGAAUCUCUCUCCAAAACACCUGCUGCCGACGCAGCAUACGCUUACAUUCGCAAGUUCAACGACAGCGCAGCCCUCUGCAUCGAGAUCGAAGAGUAUGACAGAGCCAUUUCGUCCCUGACCAAGGCCCUCCGGAUCGCCCGGUCUGUGAUAGAGAAGAAGCAGCAGCUACGGACCGACCAAAGCUCGAAGGACAACGGGAGCGGGUGCGGGUGCCGCCACUGCUCUCUCGAUGGGURCAUCCGGUUUUCCGAAGACCGACGCCACAUCCAUCCCUUGCUGCAAAACAAAAAAGACAACGGCGAACGCGAAGACGCUUUUGCGGACAACCGAAACGAAGCGAGCAUCCGUCAGCGAUUCUUGUUGCGGAGGCACCGCCGCCGCCAGGGCCGGGGAGAACCGCUUGUCGGAAGCAGCAGCAACAGCAACACCGGUUACAGCAGCAACGCAGGCGGUGACGAUCCCAGCUUCUACAGCUGGAACCGAACCAGCGCGUUCUCGGGAACAUCGGUAUCGCGGGGGAUGUCCCUCCGUGCUUUUUCGACCCGAAGAACGUCUGCAAUGGACUACGUGAGCGACGUUACUACCCGGGAGUCACGGAGGCGAGGCAACACUARUGCCUUCAUGGUAUACCAGAAACUGAUCCGUGUACCGGCCCCUUCUGUGCACAGAGACUGUGCCAUUGGAUCCCUGGCCAUUACCACUGUAUCCCUCGUCACGCUCUUCAACCUUGCCCUAGUGUACCAUCUCAAGGCGAUCCAUGCUGCAGGUACUACCAACCAUUCUACCCUACCCGCAAUCAACAAGGCUCUACAACUGUACGAUGUCACCUAUAACGCCCUUGAAAAAUACAGGCUGGAGGAGAAGCAUCAGCACGAAUCCUGCCUGCGCUUCAGGGCAACCCUGUGCAACAACCUAAGCCACGUACACAUGCUCGCCGGGGACCACGAGAGUCACGUGGCCUGCCUCCGGGAACUCCUCUCCACCAUAAUGACCCUUACCGACUACAACGCUAGAAAGAGYACCGAUGACACCAGUGGGGAAUGCUSCCMGAGCCUAGAGGGAUUCCUGGCGAACGCCGCGCCGCUGAUUUCGAGUGCCCAAUGUGCCAAUGCAGCUUGAUCGAUAGAGUUGCAGAACUUUUGGCCAGAGCUGACCUAUAAUGUAAUACAUAGCAUAUCGAGUC